Messenger RNA from Eubalaena glacialis (North Atlantic right whale), 1752 nucleotides. It is a transcript of the gene AURKA, whose product is annotated as aurora kinase A. The record is from RefSeq and is a predicted model, not a curated record. The transcript has 9 exons. Gene Ontology annotation, molecular function: protein kinase activity; ATP binding. Gene Ontology annotation, biological process: regulation of cytokinesis; mitotic centrosome separation; centrosome cycle. Lineage: Eukaryota; Metazoa; Chordata; Mammalia; Artiodactyla; Balaenidae. Gene Ontology annotation, cellular component: chromosome passenger complex; spindle midzone; spindle microtubule. Bases 77 to 1285 code for a protein of 402 amino acids.
AGACUUUGACUCUUAACGGCUGAGCUCUCGGGAGGACUCGGAGGCUUCGGGUCGGAGGUGGGAGGCCGUAGGCAUCAUGGACAAAUGUAAAGAAAACAGCAUCUCGGGGCCUAAGACUACAGUUCCACUUGGUGAUGGCCCAAAACGUGUUCCGGUGACUCAGCAAUUUCCUUCUCAGAAUCCGGUGUCUGCGAACAGUGGCCAGGCUCAGCGGGUCUUGUGUCCUUCAAAUUCCUCGCAGCGUGUUCCUUCACAAGUGCAAAAGCUUGUCUCCAGCCAAAAACCCGUACCGACCCUGAAGCAGAAGCCGGCGUGGGCAGCCAGCGCCCCUCGUCCUGUGUCCAGGCCGCUGAGUAACACCCAGAGCAGCGAGCAGCCCCAGCUCCCAGCACCUGGAAAUAAUCCUGAAAAGGAAGCGGCAUCAAAACAGAAAAAUGAAGAAUCAAAAAGAAGGCAGUGGGCUUUGGAAGAUUUUGAAAUUGGUCGCCCGCUGGGUAAAGGAAAGUUUGGUAAUGUUUAUUUGGCAAGAGAAAAACAAAGCAAGUUUAUCCUGGCUCUUAAAGUAUUAUUUAAAGCUCAGUUGGAGAAAGCAGGAGUUGAGCAUCAGCUGAGGAGGGAAGUAGAAAUACAGUCCCACCUUAGGCAUCCAAAUAUUCUCAGGCUGUAUGGUUAUUUCCAUGAUGCUACCAGAGUCUACCUAAUUCUGGAAUAUGCACCCCUCGGAGCUGUCUAUAGAGAACUUCAGAAACUGUCAAAGUUUGAUGAGCAGAGAACUGCUACUUAUAUCACAGAAUUGGCAAAUGCCCUGUCUUACUGUCAUUCAAAGAGAGUUAUUCAUAGAGACAUUAAGCCAGAGAACCUGCUCCUUGGAUCAUCUGGAGAGCUUAAGAUUGCAGAUUUUGGGUGGUCAGUACAUGCCCCAUCCUCCAGGAGAACCACCCUCUGCGGCACCCUGGACUACUUGCCGCCUGAGAUGAUCGAAGGCCGGAUGCAUGACGAGAAGGUGGACCUCUGGAGCCUUGGGGUGCUUUGCUACGAAUUUCUAGUUGGGAAGCCUCCUUUUGAGGCAAACACAUACCAAGAGACCUACAAAAGAAUAUCACGGGUGGAAUUCACAUUCCCUGACUUUGUGCCAGAGGGAGCCAGGGACCUCAUUUCCAGACUGCUGAAGCAUAAUCCCAGCCAGCGGCCCACCCUCAAAGAAGUACUUGAACACCCCUGGAUCACGGCAAAUGCAAAACCAUCGAGUAGUCAAAAAAAAGAAUCAGCUAGCAAACAAUCUUAGGAAUCUUUGGGGGCAGAAAUCCUCGAGACAGGGCUGCUGAUAACCUGCCUGGAACAGGCUGCUGGCAUACCUCCCUGCUGCCUGCCCGCCGUCGAGAUGCUACAGGAAAUACUGUUUAUGAGCAGGCGGUGCGCGGCCUCCCAGUUCAGAGCUCCACCUCCGCAGACACGACACUCUGCAGUGGGAGUAGCCGUGGUUAUCUCAUCAAUCUGGAGGCGAGGUUCAAGUGCAGCCACCCCGCAGCCUGUUUCGAGCAAGGUGUCCUUGUGGAAGAUGGACUUGCCGCCUGGCUGUGGGCAAGGGCGGCUGCUUGGUCCUGACUCGACCCGUUGAAAAGCUGUGCAAUAACUUUCCAAGUCCCUGUGUGCGUGUAACUUAUCGGGUGGCCCGGUCUGGUAAAGCUGUCGGAAUGAACAUGUGAUUCUUUCUUUUAAAUGUUAAAAUAAAGACUUCUGUGUAGACGUGUA